Messenger RNA from Salvia miltiorrhiza (redroot sage), 1713 nucleotides. RefSeq names its product phytochrome-interacting ankyrin-repeat protein 1-like. Bases 737 to 1333 code for a protein of 198 amino acids. Lineage: Eukaryota; Viridiplantae; Streptophyta; Magnoliopsida; Lamiales; Lamiaceae. The transcript has 2 exons. The record is from RefSeq and is a predicted model, not a curated record. Gene Ontology annotation, molecular function: protein binding.
AUAAAUAUCUAAUGCCGCGUCUCAAUUAGAAGUCAUCUUCAUCUUCCGCGCUCCUGACCUAGGGUUUCAUCCGAAUCCGAUACCUCAUUCCCCAACUCCACAUAUACAGACAAAAUCGAAAUAUAUGCAGCCGCCUAAUUGAGCUCAAUCGUCCUCUGUUCCUUCGUUAAUUUCAUCUUAUUAUAGAUUUCAGGAUUAGGGCAUCAAUUAUGAUUAUCUCUGUAAAAUCUCGAUUCACAUCGUCAUUCAAUGUUAUGCUUGUCAAUAAUCUCCGAGUUUUUGGCCCUGGUUUGAAUCCUUUUGCCCCAUAUUGCGUGGCCAAUCAUUCCUCUCGCUAAAUUUCCUGUCGUUCGAUCUUUCUGCGAAGAUAAUGUAAAAAGGAUCUUGCAAAAUUUCAGGUCUUUUGUCAAACGCUGUAUACAUUCACAUACGUUAUAUCUCCUGAAAUUUGAGGUGACCAUUUUGGGUAUAUGCGUGUGUCGUGGGUUCUGAUUUAUAGAGUUUGGGGGUACUAAAGGGAAAAUUUAGGAGUGGUAUACUCUGUGUUUUUGGUAUAAGACUUGUUUCCUUUCUUACAUACUUUGAUAAGUCUUUUUGUUUUAAGAUCUUGAGUUGUGAAAAAAUUGGUUGCGUUAGUGUUUGGAACUGUUGGGAAUUGAAUCAAAGUUUGCGGGUUGUUGCAUAUAACUAAGGGAUUGUCUUUUACUAACAAAAGAUAGAAAAUAGAAUUCCUAUAAUGCCAGAGUUUGAGGUGGAAUCUAUUAGGAGGAACCGGAAGAUGCUUAGGUCGGGAGGCGAUAGGGAUGAUCGAGGCUGGACCUUGCUACACAUCUAUGCUCGGAAAGGCGACCUUAGAGAGGUGAGGCGGCUUCUUAAUGAAGGAGUGGAUGUUAAUGUUGCUGCUUGGGGCCCAAAAUCGCAUGGUGUGACCCCUCUACAUCUUGCUGCUAAAGGGGGCCAUCUUAAGGUGAUGGAUGAGCUGUUAGAGCGUGGUGCUAAUAUCGAUGCUCGAACUAAGGGUGCAUGUGGCUGUGCGUAUAUUCUCUCAACUAUGAUAUCCAUUGUCAAUUGUCAUGUCUGCUUGCAUGUCACUUCAUCCUUGUUUUUAUUGGAUGCAGGGACCCCUCUUCACAAUGCAGCCAAAGAGAAAAAGAAGCGAGCAAUUAGAUUCCUGGUUGAAAAUGGGGCAUUUUUGCCUGAUGAUAUCAACGAUACAAGGUUCAAUCCUCCAACUCACUACUGUCCUGGUCUUGAAUGGGCUUAUGAAGAACUGAGGCGCUUACAGCAGGACAGCUCUUCAUCUGGCGAUACAUCAUGUAGCUCUGAUAACUGAGAUGUACCUGUUGGGCAUUGCUUCUACCAAUCAUGGCCUGGAGAGAGAAUUGGAUUCUUGGGGACUACCUUGCAUUUAUCACUUAUCUGACGCCCUAGUCGGUCUGCUUUUUGUUGUUCUUGUGACUACUCAAUGUCUGUUUCUCAUCUGUGAUGCCUGUGCCAAAUAUUGAAUGAGUGCUCUACCUCUAUAUCGUCGGUACCUUUGUUUGCUUGUGACGGGCGACUGUCACUAUCACUUUAUCUUUCAUCGCAUGUGUGUUUUGUUGCUAGUAUGAGUGUCGACCAGCCUUGAUGAUGUGAGGAGUUCUGCGAGAACCUCUCUUCUAUGGUAUGUAUUGUGGCAAUAUAAAUGGUUAUAUAUCAGACUUGUUUGAAAUA